Molecule: messenger RNA, 731 nt
Organism: Paramuricea clavata
Lineage: Eukaryota; Metazoa; Cnidaria; Anthozoa; Malacalcyonacea; Plexauridae
Source: the annotation of a GenBank genome assembly
AUGGCUGAUCAACAAACAAACACUGGUCAGUCAAACUUCACACAAGUUGUUAGCUUGUUGAGACAAGCGGAAUCUUUGCUUUCAAGUGUAUCUAAUAGUGAUAACACAGUACCUAAUAAUACAAAUGCAUCAUUAAGGCACCUAACAGUUCAACCGUGACAGAGAAUUCGAAUGUGGAUAGUGUGCCAUCAGUCGCGACAACGUCGACAAGUUCUGAUAGAUCCUUGGCGAACUUUCGCUCGCUUUUUUCCAGUUACAAUCGUGGGUCAUUUCGGCAAAAUUCAUCUCGUGCGUCUUCGGCUCCACCGCCAAAACGAAAACGAACACUUUCUCAGUUUGUACCCAAAGAUACGUGGAUCCUUGAAUUGUUUUGUUUGGCUGAUCGCCAUCAAAACUAUCAACCAACUCGAGGACGAAAAUGUGACCUUCAGCUUGCUGGGUUAGGAAAAAAAAAAAUAGUUUUUAAAAAAGAUGGUAGUGCAUCUGCUUUUGUGGGCAAACUCAAAGAAUAUUUUCCGAAGCUUCAGAAUUGUGGUGGCUUCGAAAUCCUUCGCAGCGGAGCUAGCAAUAAAGAUUUGGUUGUAAUACAUCCACCGCCAUCUGGUUACUCUGUGCCCUUUUUGAGAGAGGCAUCCGGAUUAGGCCAAGCACUGGCAUACAUCAGACCAAUUCAGUCCUCUCUUAAUAUGGAUCAAGUACAACCAAACUCGAGUCAGGUACUCUUAGCAUAA